Messenger RNA from Bolinopsis microptera, 1101 nucleotides. RefSeq lists its product as uncharacterized. The coding region runs from base 22 to 1029 and encodes 335 amino acids. NCBI's taxonomy places the organism in Eukaryota, Metazoa, Ctenophora, Tentaculata, Lobata, Bolinopsidae. Gene Ontology annotation, molecular function: peptide binding; G protein-coupled receptor activity. The transcript has 4 exons. Gene Ontology annotation, cellular component: plasma membrane. Gene Ontology annotation, biological process: G protein-coupled receptor signaling pathway; cellular response to hormone stimulus. The record is from RefSeq and is a predicted model, not a curated record.
GGGUUGGCGAGUGGGUGUGUGAUGAUUCUGAUAAACGGAGUGGCUCUGGUCCUGAAUAUCUCGGUCCUGACAAACCUGGUGAUCAACAGGAGAUCACUGCCACCCUACAUGUGGCUAGUGUUUAAUCUCACUGCUGCUGAUACUAUCUUCGCUUUUCUAGGUCUAACAAUACGCGGUCCUGGAAUGAUAUACUCUGACUACUACACGUCCAGUGAAGCUGGUAAAGUGUGCUGUAUCUUCUUCUUCUACGCUGUCUACCCCACCAUCUCUGUUAACUUUAACACUUACAUCUUACUGGUGCUCAACCAGUUCCUCGUCAUCAGACGACCCUUACAGUACGGUACACAGAGUACAAGUGAGAGGAGGAAGAGGAAGAUACUGCUAGCAAUAGCGGGAACCUGGGGUGUAGCAGUUGGCUACCUCAUCAUCUACCUUCUUCUAGUGCACACUGGUGUUGGUACCUCUGAGUACGAUGUAAAGAUGAGUCGGUGUUCCCUGACCAACACACAACAAGGUAAGGUAGCUCACAUGAUCCUAUCAACAAUCUUCGUUAUCAUCCCCUCCUUCACUUGUCUCGGUCUCUACAUUGGUAUUGUAGUCAUCCUCUUCAAGAACAAGAAGAGGGACACAGGAGGUGUAACUAACCACGCCUUCAUCACCAUCACCAUCCUCCUGGCUCUCUUCUACCUCUCCCACUGGCCUUCAGUCCUGCUCCGAGACAUCCCCCGGCUGUUCCAGACCAAGAUAAAACUCCCCACCUCUCUGAACAUAGCCACCUCUGUGUUCUACUACCUAAACGGUCUCACUGACCCUGUCAUAUACGGGUACCGGAGCAAAUACCUCUUCACCCGAGCUAAGAGACAGAUCGGGCUGACCUUCUCACGAGACAGCACAGGAGUAAGCAACAAGCUGAGGAGUCAGAGUCCGUCAGGGAGCCACCGUGAUGUUAGUAAUGUGGAGAGGAGCAGGGUGGAGAGCAGCAAGGGAAUCUCUCUUGCUAACAUUAACACUAGUGCCGGUGAGGUUUAGAAGAGCGGAGCUGGAGGUUACUCUUAUUUCGAACUUUAGAUUGUCAAUUUGAGUCGAGUAUUAUUAAGGAAA